Molecule: messenger RNA, 2226 nt
Organism: Seminavis robusta
Lineage: Eukaryota; Bacillariophyta; Bacillariophyceae; Naviculales; Naviculaceae
Source: the annotation of a GenBank genome assembly
AUGGGCGAAAGGUUCAGCUUCAAAGAGGCCAAGCCUGCCCGUUUCGGAGACCCGCCUUCCAUGAGAGGCGGCGGCAAGAGUGUAUCAAGCAAGUCUCGGGGGAGUGAUAAAUCACACCACCAAUCUACAAAGUCUCACACAAGUUCCAAGAGUCGGUCAAUGGACAGUCACAGGUCAGGAACGUCCUCGGCCAACAAAACUUUCAAAAGUUCAGAAAACUCGGGCUCCUCGAGGGUAAGACAAGCAGCAGAGAGUUUUGAAAAGUCACCAAAGACUGAGGAGCUCACUGUAAAGAGCCUUGAGAAAUCACCUGUUCGUAUGUCGGCAAGGGUCAAAGAGGCGGCACAGAGCCUGGAAAACAGCUUCAACUUUAAUAGUUCCCUAGUCGACCUUGACUUGAAAGGGGGGAAGCAAGAUGAAGACGGAUCGAGGGUCACGAAGGGUAGUAGCUCCGUUAGGGAAUUGACAGAAAAACUGAGCCGUCGAGGGGGUGACACAGAUGGUAGCAAAUCUGGGAAAAGUGGGCGGACAGGCAGCGCAAGCAGCAGGUCGAAAAGAGACAAGAAGGGCGACAAGUGGCGCUCCUCGGACUCGAAGUCAACGGCUAUCACUACUGAGUCACUUGAAACGAUCAACGAGAAGGGCAAGUCCAUCAUCAGAGGAACCAUUGUGGUACAGAAUAGCCAAAGCGAUGGAGGAGAAGCAAAAAUGGAGCUAGUUUCAGAAACACAGUUCAUGCCGAUCGGUGAAGCUAGCAUGUCAGAAAUGGACGGUGAGACUGCCGCACUGACUGAAGACCCCCGUACGGUUGUCACUGACGACGUCCGUACAGCAAAGUCGGCAGAAGAUGGGCAACCCACAGAAGAGGACUUCUUAGCCGAACUCUUUGCCUUUGCAGAGUCAAACAACGCCCUUGCAUUCGAUUUUGGCGCAGAGAUCGUACCGGUAGGCUCAGCAGUGGGCGGGAGCAGCGGUGGGAAGAGCUCUGCGCAUAUAUCGGAGAAAGAUCCGACCGAUCCUCGUUCGGCUACGACAUCAGGUGAUGGGCCCGUUGAAUCUUACCCUGGAGACGAACCUGUUGGCACUGCUGAUGAGGACGAUGGGCCCGUUGAAGCUUAUGCAGGAGACGAACUGAUGGGUAUCUUCAAUGCAAAUGAUGAGUACGACAAAGAUACAAAGACGUCGGAGUCACGUUCCCACAAGAGCGUUCCAAACGUUGUCGAAUUCAAGAAUGGCAUUGCUUACACAGUCUCUCAAGACGAUGAUGGCACGACUAUCAAAACGUUUCUGACGUUGGAUGAACACGAAAUUCCUUUUGACGAAGCAGGUGAAGAUGUUGCAAGAAACAUUGCCGAGCAGGAGGCGGCAGCCAUAGCAGCAUUAGUGGCAGCGGAAGCUGCAGCCGCGGCAUUGAAACAAGCAACCACACCUGAGGUAGCUUCAACCGCUGCAUCGACAAAAGAGCCAGUUGAAGCCGAACAAGAAGCCGAAAAGGAAUCAGCAAAAGGUGAAACAGGGCCCGUAAAGGAAGAAUCAGCAGAAGGUGAAGCAGGGCCCGUAAAGGGAGAAUCAGAAGAAGCGCCAGCUAAAGCAAAAACAGUACCAGCGAAAGCUGCAGGAACGGAGGAUCCAGUGGCAGCGGAACCCGCUAAGCAUUUGGUGGAAGAAGAAAAGGUGCAGGAAGAUGACGUGAGUGAGCAAGCCGAAAUAAAGUCCAUCUAUCACGUUCGUUCGAACGAUCGUGAGAUGCUUUUGAAAGUUGUUCAAGCAUAUCACGAACGACUGGCUGCCAUGGUGGAAGGACGGCAAGAGCUGUUGACCAAGGACACGUCAAGAAAAGUUGCAGAGACCGUCUCUACAGCUACUAGAGAAGGCAGUGGCAAACUAGAUGCCGCAGCACGAACAAAGAUUCUCUUGGAAAAGUUGAAGAUGGCUUCUCUGGCUCAAAAGGCGGGCGUUGGCGAAGCGCUGAUGACGACUCCACUUGGUGAGAUGAAGUCCAAAGGAGUUCGGAGUCAAGAGAUACUGUCUACAAUCCACAAGGUGGACUGGGCAAUGUUCCGUGCGAGGAAAAUGAUGGAGAGGAUCAAGACAAGGGCCGAGUCACGAAAGAGAAGCAUCCCUGUCGAGUUUGAAGAGUCUCGAGAGGCUCUCACUCGAUCGCAGCAGCAUUUUUCUGAACUCCGCAAGUCAGUUACGCGACAAUCCACAAAUGCAUUAACGUGA